Fraxinus pennsylvanica is the source of this 363-nucleotide messenger RNA. NCBI's taxonomy places the organism in Eukaryota, Viridiplantae, Streptophyta, Magnoliopsida, Lamiales, Oleaceae. The record is from the annotation of a GenBank genome assembly.
AUGGUUAUUGGUAAUUCAUUGCAUGCUACAGACAUAUUCAACAAAUUCAAGGGCAAAGAUGGGGUGUUUGAAGGGAAAUUAAAGCAAGAUAUUAGAGGAUUGAUGGAAUUGUAUGAAGCUGCUCAGCUCGUGACAGAAGGAGAAGAUAUUCUUGAUGAAGCAGCAGAAUUUAGUAGCCAAAUUGUUAGUAACAGAUGGAAGCAUCCUUAUCACAAGAGCAUUGCAAGAUUUACUGCAAAGAAGUAUAUUAGAGAUUUCCAAGGCAUAAAUGGAUGGGGAAAAAUAUUGAAAGAAUUCGCAAAAAUGGAUAUUUCCAUGGCACAAACCGUGAACCAACAAGAACUGAUCCAAAUUUCCAAGUAA